CACGGAAGUGCAUGCGGUCCUCUGGAAAGGUGGAGACAUGGUGUACUCUUUCCUUAUUCACACAGUGUGUUCGGUGAACGCACUGUCAGCUGGGGGUUCUCGCGUGCUCUACUCCCGGGUGUUUGGACCGGAGGACAACUCGGAGACUGACCCGGAGAGGAGACGCCUCCUUCAGAAGGAGAGACAUCUAGCUUUGGCUCGGCGUGUGCGGACGGCGAUAUCUCUGCAUCGGGACGCGGCGGGCAGCCCGUGUGUGGAGUGCGUUCUGGGAGAGGAGGCGGUGGCCCUGGGCGAGGCCGACUUUGGAGUGCUGCGUCUCACCGCCGGCGAGCCGUUCCCCGCCGAACACACGGCGCUGUGGCUCGGUGUGCAGAACCUGGCCUUCACCAUGGUGUGCGAGAUGCACGAGAACUUACUGCUGGCCGAAGGAACCCUGCGGAACCUCGCCCGGCACUGUAUGGAGGAGCUGAGGCUGUUGGGACACGGUAGCGAGAUCCUGUUAAAACGUGACCGCAUAGAUGCCAUGCUUCAGCGCUACCUCCCCCAUGGCCAGCUCCUAUUCCUCAACCACAGGUUCACCCACCUCCUCGACAAGGAGCUCAGUGCCUAUGGCAACAAAUGAGGCCCUGGCCAAGACUUACAAACUGGUACACGUACGGUAUGUGAGACACACACAGACUCCUCCAUACAGAGACCAGGUUUAAAAACCCUUAACUGAGCCAGCCAGGGCAGGAUUCGCUUCAGCAACACACUUCAAGGUGGCUUUGUGAGACACUGCGACGGUCGCUACACGUGUUAACAGUGACCACACCACUGUGACUGGCUGCGCUUUGUGUACCAGCAGCAGUGUCUGUCUAACAGCCUUGGAUUUCACGGGGUGCUGAAUUGAGGCACAUCAUGGAUUUCCACAGCUGACCACAAGGGGGUGCUGACUACACAGCAUUGGCAGAGCCGUAUACGGCUCUGAGCAUUGGGCUUGCUGCUGUCACACACACACACACACACACACACACACACACACACACACACACACACACACACACACACACACACACACACACACACACACACAGAGGGAGAGAGCCGGUGGGCUACACAGGACAGUCUCGGCGUGAGGCUGUUUGUCUAAGUUCUCCAUUUUGUCACCCUUAUGGUGCACUGCACUCGGUCACAUCAUCUGCCCGAGAUGAAUGACUCCUGGGCCUGAUUGUGAAACGAGCGGCUAAUAAUAAAAUCUUUGAAUAGUGAAA
Engraulis encrasicolus (European anchovy) is the source of this 1250-nucleotide messenger RNA. It is a transcript of the gene ap5s1, whose product is annotated as adaptor related protein complex 5 subunit sigma 1. NCBI's taxonomy places the organism in Eukaryota, Metazoa, Chordata, Actinopteri, Clupeiformes, Engraulidae. Gene Ontology annotation, cellular component: late endosome; AP-type membrane coat adaptor complex; lysosome. The transcript is spliced from 4 exons. Gene Ontology annotation, biological process: double-strand break repair via homologous recombination; endosomal transport. The record is from RefSeq and is a predicted model, not a curated record. Bases 38 to 622 code for a protein of 194 amino acids.